GCGAUGAGCCUUGGUGUGGGCAGCCUACCGCGCGCGCAGGUCAGUUUGCCGUUGAAGCUUCAGGCUGCCUCACCUCAGCCCCCGGUGCGAAGGUCCCUCUGGCCAUUUCGCCAAGGUCUUGCUUGCCUGUGCGCUGCAGGUUCUGCAUACCGACCACGCCUGGCGCGUGCAGCACGCGUUGUGCGCAGGGCUCUUCCGGAGGUUAAACUCAACACCACUCGACCGGACCUGUGGGAUGGAUCCGUGAUGGUCUUGUUCCUUCGUGCCCAAGAUGGCAAAGCACAGCUUGGAAGGAUAGGGACAUACCUGGACAAAGUGACCACUUCCGGGAAGCUUCAAAAGCUUAUAGACGACACAGGCUUCACUGCCUCCCCAGCCACAUCUGAGCUGCUGGAAGUCUCUGACAAAGGUUUGCAGAGAGUGCUCAUGGUGGGCCUGGGGGAGAAAGAUUCGGAGGACUGGAGAAAGGCCGGCGACACAGCAGGAGCGGCGAUAGCGACCAUUGAAGGCAGUGCCUCUUUG
Molecule: messenger RNA, 522 nt
Organism: Symbiodinium pilosum
Lineage: Eukaryota; Dinophyceae; Suessiales; Symbiodiniaceae
Source: the annotation of a GenBank genome assembly